Molecule: messenger RNA, 1695 nt
Organism: Thermochaetoides thermophila DSM 1495
Lineage: Eukaryota; Fungi; Ascomycota; Sordariomycetes; Sordariales; Chaetomiaceae
Exons: 3
Coding region: 1-1695 (564 amino acids)
Source: RefSeq, a predicted model, not a curated record
AUGCCCAAAAACAGCGCCAUCACCAACUUCUUCAAGCCCGUGCCCAGGUCCUUGCAGCCAGCAGCGUCCUCCCAACAGCUGCCAGAAACACCCGCUAUUUCUCGGGAUUCCCCGCCCCCGCAACCACUAUCCUCAUUGCCUUCCGGUCUGCUUUCUUCGUCCCCAUCCUCACCCAAAAAGCCUUCUAGAGAUCGGGACGCGGUGAUCAAGGGAUCAGAUGACGAGGAUGAGGUCUUGAGCUCUGACGAUGACUUCCCUGAACUCCCCGGCCUCCCCUUUGGCCAUCGAAAUUCGAAGCCAAAGUAUGAUCUCGCUGCUCUGCGCAAGCAUGAAGAGGCUGAGAGAGCCCUCCAAGAAAGUGAGAAGCGAAGCAACGCCCUGGAAGCCCUGGGCUCACCGUCUACCCGCUUCGCCGCAAAGCUAAAGCAACAAUCAAGCAGCAUCCAUGAUUCAUUGUUGGACGUCCUCCCAGAUGCGGAAGGAAGCCAGGACGAGAGCAAGGUCCGGCUGCUCCAGGCCGUAGCCAGAACUGAGGCCACCGUACUCCCGAAGCAGUGGUUCUUCUUUGAUGAGUCAAGUCAGACCAGCACCAUUCCACUCGAAUCUCGGUCCUUAUUCCCUAAGGGCAUGGCAAAAGGGGUUUGGGCCUUUCUCGCAACGGAAGGUCGCCGGAACGAGGUGUUUGAAGACGGUCUCCCCCUUCGCGUUCAGCGCAAGAUGCAGAAUCUGCCAGACGAGAUCUUUCAAUGGGUGCUUCAGGAAGUCUUCCAUGAGAAGUCCAAAAAGCUUCGUGAUGAAUACCUGCGGCUGCUUGGGGCAUGUCCAAGUCAGAUCAGGCGGCUUAUGGACGAAGAUAAAAUUACGUGGCUGUUCCAGAAUGUUGGUGCCUCAGAACGUGCACUUGUUGUGGGCUCUCAACCAGCUGGGGGUUCAGACCUACCCACGAGUCGUGCCCCAUGCCCAGAGCAACAGCGAGACCUCCUUGGAGUUGUCUUGCGUAUUUUGAAAGAAACUGCCCACUCGCUUGCUUUCAAGUCCCUUACGCGGGCCAUGACUCUUCUCCUCCGUCUUGGCAUGGACCAUCUGUGCGGUAACGUCAGCGACUCUCUCUACCAUCACACCCCGGAAGCAACAUUUCGCUGGAAUGCGGUCUCGUCUAUCCCGCCGCUUCAUCCAAGGUUAGUCGAGCUCCGACGCAGACUGGCACUCGUCUUCGUGUUUGACGACCCGCAACGCGCGUACCGCCGUCCCGAAGACACUUUCAGCAUGCGGUCCGUUAUUGACCGCCUUGAACAUGGAGAUGGCUUCGUUAUUGACCGCAGCAGCACCGACUUCCUUGAGUUAUUUGCACUCACGCAACUUUUGGCAGUCGCUAUUGGAGACGGAUCGCCACCUCCCGGUAUUCCGCAAUCAGAAGCAGUGAAGCAAUUCGAUGCAGAAGUGGAUGAGGUUGCGUAUCGCAUCAGGCACAUCUUCUCAAUGAUACCUGAACAAGGCGCAGCAUACAUGUCGAGAACUGAAGCACGUGGGUUGCUAAAAGACUUGGAGCACAAGCUCCUGUUUGCCGUCCGGACGCGGAGUCCUCCCAAGACAGAUGCCUUUGGGCUUAAUCAGCCUAGCGAUGGAGUGGAACUGGCCAAGCAGCAGGAGUAUAUGAAGAACUUUCUUACCCGUAACCAACACUCCUCUCAAUAG